CUCCAACUCAUUUGAUUUGAACUUGUGAAAAAGUGAAGUUUGAGAAUAUUAGAGAAAUUAUAUUCUAAGAAAUGCAACAUUAUUCUGGUAUAUUUUUAUUAUUUCUCAUUGGUAUUUCAAUAUCACUCACUUCUAAAUAUAAAGUCAGAAUUGGCAGCGUGAAAAUUUCAGAUCACAAUGGACUUAAAUGUGACAAACUCUCUUGCCCUCCGGACACAGAAUACUGUGUGGUUACCAUUGUUGAUGCAGAAAACAAACGGGAUUUAAAUCGUAAAAAUUAUUGCCAUGCAGAAGAUGAUUCUAUUUUAGAAAUGCUUGAAGAACACAAACGAUAUACUUCCAAUGACCACACACCAUUUCAUUUGAAGUAUUGUAGAGACGGAAGAACAGACGUCACAGGUACUGGAAUUCAAAUUCAUUCAAAAUUUUAAUUAUAACAGUAAAAUCAAUUUUGUAAUUGUCCACGAUCGAUGCAAUACAAAAAGUCUUGCAAUUACGUUAAAUGUAAAUUU
This is a messenger RNA of Teleopsis dalmanni, 512 nucleotides long. RefSeq lists its product as uncharacterized. Lineage: Eukaryota; Metazoa; Arthropoda; Insecta; Diptera; Diopsidae. Bases 72 to 431 code for a protein of 119 amino acids. The transcript is spliced from 3 exons. The record is from RefSeq and is a predicted model, not a curated record.